Molecule: messenger RNA, 3110 nt
Organism: Coccinella septempunctata (seven-spotted ladybird)
Lineage: Eukaryota; Metazoa; Arthropoda; Insecta; Coleoptera; Coccinellidae
Gene: FucT6
Product: alpha-(1,6)-fucosyltransferase
Exons: 8
Coding region: 74-1837 (587 amino acids)
Biological process (GO): protein N-linked glycosylation
Cellular component (GO): Golgi cisterna membrane
Molecular function (GO): glycoprotein 6-alpha-L-fucosyltransferase activity; protein binding
Source: RefSeq, a predicted model, not a curated record
UCCACCUGUCAACCGAAAGUAACCCUAAAUUUACAGGUGCAACUAGGAUAAACAAAAUUAGAGAUUUAUUGGAAUGUAUUUGAUGAUAAGAAAACACAUAAAUGCAAUAGGAUGGCACCGAAUAUUAGCAGCAUUUUUAGCAGUUUGGCUGAUAAUUUUCAUAAUAACAGCGUUUCCAAUGUUAGGAACUCAUAUGCAAUCAACAGAUACAAAAACUGCUGAAAGAUUAGCUAGAGCUUUAGAUGAUUUAGAUGCUUUGAGAAAACAGAAUAAAGAAUUAGAGGAGAUUUUCAGGGAUAUUAAACUGGACAAUUCAUUCAAGGGUGACCAAAAACAGGCAAUAGAAAACUUUCAGUUACGGCUCACCAAAGCUGAACAUUCAUAUGGGCAGAACCAAGGUGCUCUCUUUAUAAGUCCUAAGGAAGAACCAAAUAGUCAAUAUGAAUUACUUCGCAGAAGGAUAUCGAGCAAUACCAAAGAAUUUUGGUAUUUUGUACACUCUGGGUUAUUAGAUUUACAGAAAAAAACUAAUGGAUUGUCUUCAGAUGUAAAAAAUACUAUAAACCACCUUUUAUCAUUAGGCUUAGAACAUAAAAGAUCAUUGCUUCAUGAUAUAGAAAAAAUACAAGAGGUUGAUGGAUAUGCAGCUUGGAGGGAAAAAGAAGCGAAGAAUUUGAGCGAUUUGGUGCAACAGAGGUUUGAAUACCUGCAGAAUCCUCCAGACUGUGGGAAUGCAAAGAAGUUAGUCUGUAGUUUAAAUAAGGGAUGUGGUUAUGGAUGUCAGCUGCACCAUGUAGUUUACUGCUUUAUGGUUGCAUAUGGUACCAAAAGAACACUUAUUUUGAAGUCUAAAGGAUGGAGAUAUCAUAAGCCUGGUUGGGAAGAUAUUUUUCAACCUAUUUCUAAAAAUUGUUUAGAUCCUAGUGGGGAGUCUACUAGUAAUUGGCCAGGCAAUGCACAGACUCAAGUGGUCAACCUACCUAUUAUUGAUUCAUUAACACCGAGACCACCAUUUUUACCUCUCACGAUACCAGAAGAUUUAUCUCCAAGGUUAAUGAGGCUGCAUGGGGAUCCAGUUGUAUGGUGGGUGGGACAAAUUCUCAAAUACCUACUGAAGCCACAAAAGAAAACAGCUUCUAUCAUCCAAGAAGCUAUGAACAAUGUCGGAUUCAAGCAUCCCAUUGUUGGCGUUCACAUCAGGAGAACAGACAAAGUUGGUACAGAAGCAGCUCUGCAUAGGGUGGAUGAAUAUAUGAUGUGGGUGGAUGAAUAUUAUAACCAGUUGGAACUCAAACAGAAAGUUGACAAAAGAAGGGUCUAUCUGGCAUCAGACGAGCCUAAAGUGAUAAAAGAAGCACAAAAUAAAUAUCCGAGUUAUGAAAUCAUCGGAGAUUCUUCAAUCGCCAAGACAGCCGCUUUGUCAACGCGUUAUUCCGAUUCAUCAUUGAUUGGUAUAAUUUUAGACAUCCACAUGCUGUCCAUGAGUGAUUAUCUUGUCUGCACAUUCUCUUCCCAGGUUUGCAGAGUAGCUUACGAAAUAAUGCAGACAUACUACCCUGAUGCCUACGACAGAUUCAAGUCGUUAGACGAUAUUUAUUACUACGGAGGACAAAAUGCUCAUAAUGUAAUAGCGGUUCUUCCACAUAAACCGCUCAAGAAUGGUGAAAUGACGAUGUCAGAAGGUGAUAUUAUCGGCGUUGCGGGAAAUCAUUGGAACGGUUUCAGUAAAGGUCAUAAUUUAAGGACCAAUCAAAUUGCUCUCUAUCCAAGUUUCAAGGUUAAGAAUAAAGUUGAGACAGCCAAAUUUCCGACCUACUCAGAGAUGAAUCAAAACUAGAACAAAUAAAACAUUUAUUGGCCUACUUUCUAGAAAAGUCAAUGUUAUGAACUGAUAAAAUGAGAAUAUACUGCCAAAUGAAAUGUUGAUGCGAGAAUUUUAAUUUUGGUGUACAGUUAAUCUCUCAACUGGACAAUAAUAAUUUAUAUUUAUGCCACAGGAAUAUCCAGAGGAUAUUUUGUGAUUAUCCAGGAAAAAGAAUAAGUGAACGGAAAAAUGUAUUAUAUGAAUUGGUUUGUGUUAUGUGAAUGAAAUCUGUUGAUUUUGUGUGAACAAUUCUAUUUUUUCUGACUAAAGAAUAUGUUAUAUGUAGAUGUGCUUCCAUCAGUAGAACUGCCUGUGAAUCUCUGUUUUCUUCUUUUUCAUUAUCAUUUUUUUUUACAUUAAAAUUCUACAAAUCUCCUAUGAGUUGUUUCCGUAGAUAUAAGACUUGAACUAAAAACAGAUCAUAUAAUUUUCACAAAUAUGAGUUUUUAAACCACGACACGUGUUUUGCUGCCACAAUAGCAUCUUCAGGUGGAUGAAGGUAAAAUUCGAUGCUAUUGUGGUAGCUGGUAGCGAAACAUGUGUCGUGGUGUAAAAACUCAGAUUUGUGAAAAUUUAAUAAUCUGUUCAAUUAUGGAUUUUCUUCAAGUAUCGGCUACAUCAAUUCAAUAUUUGAUAUAAGACAAAUUUUGAACAGUUAUCCAUUUGACAUUUUCUUCUGAUAUGAACAAUUGAUUUCAAAUUUACCUCAUAUGUUUGUGAAUUUGUAGAUAUCUAUUUCAUUCGUUUCAUCUGUAAAAUUUACAAUACUUAGCUGUGAAAACUUCAAACCAUAUUUAACCACUACCGAUAUCCUGAGUUUCCUCAUUAACUAAGGUUAACUGCUCAAAUUAUAUUUCUCGAUUCAUCUUCAGUUAUGAAUGGAAUUAAAAUAUGAAUGAAAAUGUGCAAUACAAUAAUUUAUUGAGAGCUUCUAUAAUUUUAUCUAGUUCCGUAGUUGUGAACAGUAAAAAAAUAAGCUGCAAUUUUCAAAACGAAUCUGCACCAAUACUGAAUGAUAAAACUUAUGAAGGGACAAAGUAAAAAUGAAAUUUCCCUCUAUGGCUGUUAUUCCUCGUCAAGAAUUGGACAUUCUUGCUAAUGUAUGUUUUUAAAGAACUAAUGUGUUUAAAUUAACGACUCCACUUGUACCUAUACUAUUAUUAGAAAUUAGAAAUAUUGUUUAUUAACAAAAAUGUUGUGUAUUUAUGUAAUUUUAUUUGAGAGGAAUAUAUUUCUAUAAAGUGUA